Messenger RNA from Penicillium mononematosum, 786 nucleotides. RefSeq lists its product as uncharacterized. The record is from RefSeq and is a predicted model, not a curated record. The transcript has 2 exons. The coding region runs from base 1 to 786 and encodes 261 amino acids. NCBI's taxonomy places the organism in Eukaryota, Fungi, Ascomycota, Eurotiomycetes, Eurotiales, Aspergillaceae.
AUGGCAGCAACACCACACUACACACGUCCAAUGCGGAGCCAUGCUGGUGCUUCUGAGGAGGACGUGCUAAAUGAACCAGACUGGGUUAUAACCCAUAACCACCGAAUCGGGUUUCGCGAUCGCGAUAAUCGGCAUCCAGCUUACACACAUGUUGGAGAUGACUGGGGUCCGGAGCAGGAGCAAGAAUUUCUAGCUCAAGCAAAGAAAGAAGCAGACGAGCUCAACAAAAAGCUGGUGGAACACGAUCUGAUUACCGUCCGCGAUUACAUGGACAAGCAAGAGGACUAUCAUUUGAGGUUACCUCAACAUCACCCGCGAGGCUGGCGCUACGUCCUUGAUACUACGGAAGACUUCAUAAAGUACCAGCAGGAUUGGCCUGUCAACGUUAGGAGGCGUCAGCAGGAGGAAGAACAGAAGAGGAAGAACGAGAAACUGAAAGAAAAUGACAACCAGGAACCACAGAACGAACAUGAAUGGCGACGGGGUCGCGGUGAGAAUGUGACUCACAACGAGGCACAUGCCACAAGCCAACAAUGCCCUGAUUAUGACCGCGAGGGGAGGGACAAAGAUCAAGGAAAAGGCCCACAGGAAAAGUAUUCGCCUCAGGAGCUGUCCUUGCUGCGCCUGCUAGAGGCAGAGAGCAAUUACAUGAAGACACUGAAACAGAACGAUGGUGCAGUCGAGUCACCCGCCAAGUGGGCAAAAGAGAAGGACUUUUCCAUUAACGAGGAUGACCAAUUCACCCCGACAACUGGAUCCCCCGAUCUCCCCACCUCAUCCGCCUAA